Molecule: messenger RNA, 2127 nt
Organism: Engraulis encrasicolus (European anchovy)
Lineage: Eukaryota; Metazoa; Chordata; Actinopteri; Clupeiformes; Engraulidae
Gene: jam2a
Product: junctional adhesion molecule 2a
Exons: 11
Coding region: 309-1250 (313 amino acids)
Biological process (GO): leukocyte cell-cell adhesion
Cellular component (GO): plasma membrane; protein complex involved in cell adhesion; cell surface
Source: RefSeq, a predicted model, not a curated record
CCUCCCCCACACGCGCUGGGUCUGGAGGGGAGGGAGAGCGAGGGGGGUGAUAGGCAGCGAAACACGGAGGGAGGAUAGUCGUAUCAUUCACCCAAGCAGUGCGAGAAAGUCAAGGAAACGGACUCCCGGUGAGGAAGAAAGUGGUCUUCGCAAACUCCCACCGCAUAGUGACUCGGCAACGAACUUUACAAGGAGUUGUUUAUUCUGGAGGUAAAAUUGAUGGUGCGGGCCUUUGUGGAGCGAGGCGUAAAGACGGGACACUCAAUACCCGAGAGUGAAGACAGGACACUCUACAUCCCGCUGUCAGCAUGGAGAACUUGUUCACGCUCUCCGUUAUGUUUGCCAUUCUUUUACAGGUCUUGCCUUCAUGUGCAGUCGUAGUCUUCACCAGAGAGCCUGUCGUGGAGGUCCAUGAAGAUGCCGAGGCAAGGCUGUCUUGUGAGUUCAAAACACAGAGGGAUGAAAGCCCGCGCAUCGAGUGGAAGAAGACGAAAGGCACCAUGUCCACCUCCCCCGACUUUGUCUACUUCAAGGAAGAGUUCCGGAAGUCGUUUAAGGACCGGGCGACGAUCAAGGGGGCCACGGUGAUCCUGCAGAAGGUGACGCAGGGCGAUGCGGGCGAGUAUCGCUGUGAAGUCAGCGCUGCCUUGGACGACAUACAGCUGGGAGAAGCUAACGUCACACUUAUAGUAUUAGUGCCACCCCAUGUGCCCACCUGUGAGAUCCCGAGCAGUGCCAUAACGGGCGGCGAGGUGGAGAUGCUGUGCAGCGAGCCCCACGGCGUACCCGCCGUCUCCUACAUCUGGUACAAGGACAAGAAGCCUCUGGCCGUGCACCCGCUCAACGGGACCUACUCCAUCAACCAGCACACGGGCACGCUGACGUUUAGAUCUGUCACCAAGGCAGACACGGGACAGUACCACUGCGAGGCCAGAAACAAAGCAGGACCACCGAAAAGCUGCCAAGGGACUCAUAUGGAAAUAGAUGAUUUGAACAUCGCUGCCAUCGUUGCCGGCGCUGUGGUGGUUUGCCUAGUAAUACUGCUCUGCACAUUUUUCAUCUGUUAUGCUCAUAGACAUGGAUUCUUCAGCAGACACAGAGGAAGGUCAUUCUGGAUUACCCAGUGUCAUAGUACAGCCCACAUCAGCAGUCAGAACCUACACAGAACCGAGGAUAUGAACGCAAGAUACAGUCCUCCUCCAGAAGAGAAGCAGCAGGACUUCAAGCACACCCAUUCCUUUAUGCUAUGAGAACAGUGCCACGCUGAAAUGUGGACACACUCCCUCGUCAGUGCCCUGUGCUGGAAGGACAUCUACUGUGCCGAAAGACUUGACAAACUCUGUGCCAUAGGUGGACAUCAAAAGUGGCCAAAAAAAAAAACACCUUUGUUUGCUGUUUGAAAACAGCAGCACAUAUGUGGCUUUGUGUUUCUCCGUCAGCCAAACACACACACACACCAGUUUGUCUUACACUUUUGUCUUGCCACUGACCCCCUCUAGUGUUUGUUUGUUCAUACAGACUUGAUAACAUGUGUUCAGGUGCCAAAAAAUGCUGGGUGUCCUUAAGUGUUCUGAGAUAUAUACACAGUUCAAAUGGAAGGAGAGGAUUUGAAAGUAAACACUGGUUAAAUGAUACACAUUUCUUUUCUCCCCAGUUUCUGAAGAAUUCAUGGGUGUUCUCAUUUUUUCUCCCAAGAUAUAAUGAAUUUACAGUUCAAAUGCAAGGAGAGGAUUUGACACUAUGUACACUGGUUAGAUUAGACAUAUUUAUUUACUUCCCAGUUUCUCAAAGCGAAGGCCAACCAAAAACUGAUGAAAAUUCAGUUUGGCUGGUAGAAAGAAAACUUACUAGCCACUUUGACUGGUAGUAAGUGUCUGUUUGGCUGGUAAGAUUAACAUCCACUAGCCAAAUUUACUGGUGAUGGAAAAAGUUAAUUCAUCGCCCUGACUGUAUGCACAGUUCAAAUGCAAGGAGAGGAUGACACUAUACACUGGUUUAAUAACACCCAUUUCUUUUCUCUCCAGUUUUCAAAGCAUUCAUGGUGCCUUAGUUUUUAUGGAGUGACAUGCAUAUCUAUCAGACGUGUAAAUAAUUUGCGUUUCUUUGCCGUAGAGAACAUGUGUACGC